Saccostrea cuccullata (small rock oyster) is the source of this 1098-nucleotide messenger RNA. RefSeq lists its product as uncharacterized. The transcript is spliced from 7 exons. The coding region runs from base 1 to 1098 and encodes 365 amino acids. Lineage: Eukaryota; Metazoa; Mollusca; Bivalvia; Ostreida; Ostreidae. The record is from RefSeq and is a predicted model, not a curated record.
AUGACUUGGAAACCACCGAAAAGAUUUGCAAAAUGCAUGCUGUCUCAUUAUCGAGUAAUAAUAUACGAAAACGAAACAGAAGUGAUAAAAACGGAAACAACCGCCUUGAAGUAUUCUUACUUCGGUUUUAAGUCAACCAGCCAGUAUCAGAUUGGAGUAACUCCAGCCUUUCUUUGUGAAGGCAAUGGCAGCAUUACAGUAUAUGGAAAAGCGUGGGAGGAAAAUGUAUCUGGAAUUCCAAAUAUUUCGAACUCAUACCUUGAGGCGUCUGAAAACGAAAAGAUUACAGUUGCAUGUCCAUUCCUUAGUAGAUCCAACUAUCACAUUUCUAAAGUAAUACAAUGGGAGCACAGAUUGGGAAUAAAUAAAAUACAGAUAAGAAAGUUUACUUCAAGAGAAAUUAAUCUUUUUUAUCUGUCAUACAUGGAUAUGGGAGAAUAUUACUGUACUGUAAACUACAAAUCGUGCGGGAGUAUAUCUGGAACGGUUGUGUCUGAAAGGAGCAUUGUUUUUGUAGCUGUAAAAGGACCACCGAUAAUCGCUUCGCUUUCAGAGAAAGAAAGAAUUAGUCGUAAACUUUCCUUGAAUGUGAUAAGUUUACCAUCGCCAGACAGCAAUGUUAGCAUCACGAACAGUAAAGGGACUGAAUUAUCCACAUCAUCUGCAAGAAUAAGACCGGGAUUGGUGAAUUAUACAGCGUACGGAAUCAAUGUUCAAAUAAAGGGAUACAAAAUGGAUAUUGUGAUCGAACAUGCAGAAAUUGAAUGGUUUGGAGAAAUCAUUGUAAUUGUUUCAAACAAGCUGGGAUCUGGGAAAUACAGAUUAAUGGUUAAAAAAAGUCAUGAGAGCUUUUUUGAUGAAAGUGAAGUACUACCGCUAGGCACUGUGAGUGGUUUGAUCAUCGUCUCUGUUGCCAUCAUUCUCAUUUGUUUUAUCAAGAAAAGAACAGAGCACAGUUUCUGUUUGUCUAAAGAAAAACAACAACACAUACCUAUCCAGUUAGCAGAUCAACUGUAUUCCAGACAUCGUUCUCUCAAUCAGAAUAUUGUGCAACUCGGGGAUAGUCAUGGAGCUCAUCAAAGAGGAUCCAACCUCUAA